Messenger RNA from Closterium sp. Naga37s-1, 663 nucleotides. The record is from the annotation of a GenBank genome assembly. Lineage: Eukaryota; Viridiplantae; Streptophyta; Zygnematophyceae; Desmidiales; Closteriaceae.
AUGGAGUUUCACGAGCGAGGAAUAAAGGGGGAAGAUGACGCUUGCCGAUCCAGAGGGUCGGAGGGUUGUAUGGGAGGCAUGUCAGAGGGGUGGGAGAAGGGAGGGCGGUACUUACCACAUCCCUUCCCCCUCUCUCAGCACAUCCCUACCCCCUCUCACAGCACCUCUGUCCUCUCCUACUUCCCCCUAUCAGAGCACCUUCCUUCCCCCCUCUGCCCUCACCUUCCUUCCGUGAUGUGGGCGCGCUUUGCUACUCGUGCGCACCUUCUCCCCCCCUCUGUCCUCACCUCCUUCCCCCUCUCAACGCACCUUCUCCCCCCCUCUGUCCUCUCCUCCUUCCCCCUCUCAGUGCACCUUCUCCCCCCUUCUGUCCUCUCCUCCUUCCCCCUCUCAGCGCACCUUCUCCCCUCCUCUGUCCUCUCCUCCAUUCCCCUCUCAGCGCACCUUCUCCCCCACUCUGUCCUCUCCUCCUUCCCCCUCUCACAGCACCUUCUCCCCCCCUCUGUCCUCUCCGCUUUCCCUCUCUUAGUUAUCAUUCUCCCCCCCUUUGUCCUCUCCUCCUUCCCCCUCUCAGCGCACCUUCUCCCCACCACUGUCCUCUCCUCCUUCCCCCUCGGAGCGUACCUUCUCCCCCCUCCCGUCCUCUCCUCCUUCCCACUCUAA